AGGGCCAGGCGUGCGCAGUGGUUCUUGGGAGUGGCGGAGCGGGUCCUGCCCGGCUGUCAGCUGUGGCCCCCGGCGCCGGGCAGGGGUGGCCGCGACCAUUGGCGGAGAGGCGCACGGGGCGGGGCCGGCCCCAGCCGCUGCGGGCAAGGCUGAGCAGGCGAAGGUGGGCAACUGGCCAGGGAAGCGCGGUCCGGGCGGCUACAUUCGGCCUGGCCAUGGCAGCGGCGCCCCUGAAAGUGUGCAUCGUGGGCUCGGGGAACUGGGGUUCAGCUGUUGCAAAAAUAAUUGGUAAUAAUGUCAAGAAACUUCAGAAGUUUGCCUCCACAGUCAAGAUGUGGGUCUUUGAAGAAACAGUUAACGGCAGAAAACUGACAGACAUCAUCAAUAAUGACCACGAAAAUGUAAAAUAUCUUCCUGGACACAAGCUGCCAGAAAAUGUGGUUGCCAUCUCAAAUCUCAGCGAGGCCGUGGAGGACGCAGACCUGCUGGUGUUUGUCAUUCCUCACCAGUUCAUUCACAGAAUCUGUGACGAGAUCACUGGGAGAGUGCCCAAGAAAGCACUGGGAAUCACCCUCAUCAAGGGCAUAGAUGAGGGCCCAGAGGGGCUGAAACUCAUUUCUGACAUCAUCCGCGAGAAGAUGGGCAUCGACAUCAGUGUGCUGAUGGGAGCCAACAUUGCCAAUGAGGUGGCUGCGGAGAAGUUCUGUGAGACCACCAUCGGCAGCAAAGUCAUGGAGAAUGGUCUCCUCUUCAAAGAACUUCUGCAGACUCCAAAUUUCCGAAUUACCGUGGUUGAUGACGCAGACACUGUUGAACUCUGUGGUGCUCUUAAGGUAAAGUCAGCCGGUGAUCGCUGCUGCAGGGGAGGAGUUCAUCAAGCAAGGCCAAUGUUAGCAUCAUUGAGUCUGAUCCUCAAGAAUGGGCCCUGUGUUCUGUGCACCCCCAUCAGCGAAGAAUAG
This is a messenger RNA of Saimiri boliviensis boliviensis (Bolivian squirrel monkey), 959 nucleotides long. Lineage: Eukaryota; Metazoa; Chordata; Mammalia; Primates; Cebidae. The record is from RefSeq and is a predicted model, not a curated record.